Molecule: messenger RNA, 1471 nt
Organism: Stylophora pistillata
Lineage: Eukaryota; Metazoa; Cnidaria; Anthozoa; Scleractinia; Pocilloporidae
Product: ectonucleoside triphosphate diphosphohydrolase 1
Biological process (GO): nucleoside diphosphate catabolic process
Cellular component (GO): membrane
Molecular function (GO): ribonucleoside triphosphate phosphatase activity; GDP phosphatase activity; UDP phosphatase activity
Source: RefSeq, a predicted model, not a curated record
UGGCAAUUUAUAGCAAAUAUAUUGCGAUUAUGCUUCAGAAGUGAAAGCAAAAGGGACUCAACAGAAAUUUGCUGCUUCGUCUCUGGACUGGCUCCACUUGAUAAUCUGAGUACAACGUAACUUGACGAGUUUGGAUUCCACACAUUGUAAAGAAUGAAAGCAUUUUCGGAGCAAGUGUUACUGAGCCUCCUCUAUUUGUUGGUUGCCUCGCAAUCCAUUCCAAUACAUCAGGACACUCGUAAAAUUAACUACGCCAUCUUGUUCGACGCAGGAUCCAGCGGUACUCGCAUGGAAAUCUAUAAAUUCCUUGCCAGCGGUCCUUCCCUCCAACCUUCUGACGUUGUUCAGAUGGAUGCCUCACCACACAAAGUGAAACCUGGAAUUUCAGACUUUGCUGAUGACCCGACGCAAGUUGAAGCUUACAUAAAGCCCUUACUUGAAUCUGCUAAGAAAACCAUUCCACAGGACAAACAAGCAUCCACUCCGAUAUUUUUGUUAGCAACAGCAGGCAUGAGACUCUUGCCUGAAGGUCAGGCUACCGCUAUUUUAGAUGAGGUUAGAAAACUGUUUCAUGAUAGAGAAAAAUGCCCUUUCCUGUUUAAGAACGACAAUGAUGUUAGAAUCAUUAAUGGCCAGGUCGAAGGAAUUUAUGGUUGGGCUACUGUAAAUUUCCUUUUAGGUGUUUUUGCUUCAAAAGAUUCCGAGUCGUAUGGUAGUUUGGAUCUAGGGGGAGCGUCCCAUCAAAAUUCCAUGGACUUUGACAAAAGUAGCCCAGAAGUUCUUGUUUUCGACAUAGCUGGGAAAACAUAUAGUAUUUUUAGCCGUAGUUAUCUGGGCUACGGACAAGACCAGGCUCGGGAAAAAUAUCUAGGAUACAUCGCUAAAAAAGCGAAUUGCGCAAAGAAUUCUGAAUGUGUCGUGCAAAGUCCCUGUCACAAUAAUGGUUUUAAGGAAUCUCUUCAAUAUGGAAAUGAAGAAAAUAUAUUUCAAGGAACUGCACGAGUUAAGAAUUGUAGGAAAGUCAUUCAUGAGUUGUUUUUCGGCGAAUCGUCCCCCUUUAACGACCAACCCAAGUUGAAAGGAAAAUUUUACGCGUUUUCGGCUUUUUAUUAUGUUUUAACAGAUAUAGACGCUGUUUGUUCUAAUUGCGAAAAAAACACAGUAAGUCCUGGUAAAAUAAGGCGGUCCUCGUAUUCAUACUGUAAGAAAGACUACAGUGAGAUUAGUGAAGACCCAUAUGCUAAAAAUGACUGCUUUGGGGGAAAUUAUAUAUACGAGCUUUUGACUAAAGGAUAUGGUCUUGGUCGAUCAAAGAAAAUCACUGUUGCUAAUUCGCUGAAUGGCUUCAGUUUAGGCUGGACCUUAGGUGGAGUUUUGCAUAACACGGGCAUCUUGAACGAGUAAUUCUGUAAUUUCCGUUCACUGAAUCGUAUCCAAAUGAUUAAAUAGAAAUAAAGCAUAUGUGAACGAC